UCGCCGAGCGCAACAAACAUGUCGGACUGCAGGAGGCAGUGGAACCGCGAAGAUGAGCUGCCGGUCUACUUUGCGGCACCGAUCGCCGCCGGAGCCGACCGGCGCAAGGGCUACGGCGCCUUUGAAAGCGACACCGUCGACUUCGGAGUCAAAGGGGCCCGCGCGCCGAGGAGCGCCAGCCGGGAGGGGCUGCCGGGCAUCGGCGACGAGGGCUCCGGUCAAGCCCCUGCAACCGGAUCGCACACCGACGGACAACCGGGACCUCCGCGAGUCCCCACGGCCUUUUCGCCAGGGGUGGAAAACACACCGGCAAAGGGUGACGGCCUGCUGAUUAGAGGAGGGCGAGUGGUCAACGACGAUCAGUCGCUUUACGCAGACGUCUACAUUGAAGAUGGGCUCAUUAAACAGGUCGGGGAGAAUCUGGCGCUCCCCGACGGCAUCCAAGUGAUCGAGGCCCGAGGCCGCAUGGUGAUCCCCGGCGGGAUCGACGUCAACACCCGCCUGAUGAAGCCUCAUCUGGGCGUACGCCCCGUUGACGACUUCUUCCGAGGCACCAAAGCGGCGCUCGCCGGAGGCACGACCAUGAUCAUCGACCACGUGACCCCCGCGCUCGGGGACAGCCUGCUGGAGGCUUUCGAAGUCUGGCAGGAGGCUGCGGACAAGCGGGCGUGCUGCGACUACUCCCUCCACGUUGACAUCCCCCAGUGGAACGAUGCAGUUCAAGAGGAGUUGGAGAUGCUGGUGCAGGAGAAAGGUAUUAACUCCUUCCAGGUGUACAUGGCCUACAAGGAUACGUACCAGAUGACAGAUUCCCAGCUGUACGAGGCCUUCUGCUUCUUGAAACAGAUUGGCGCUGUGGUUUUGGUUCAUGCUGAAAAUGGAGAUUUAAUUGCUCACGAACAAAGCAAAAUCCUUGGGAUGGGAAUCACUGGACCCGAAGGCCACCCUCUGAGUCGUCCCGAAGAGCUGGAGGCCGAGGCAGCGUUUCGUGCGAUCACCCUUGGCAACCGCGUGAAGUGUCCUGUCUACAUCACCAAAGUGAUGAGCAAGAGUGCAGCCGACACCGUCGCCCAGGCCCGGAGGAAAGGUGCUGUCGUUUUUGGGGAGCCAAUCACAGCCAGCCUGGCCACUGACGGUUCGCAUUACUGGAGCAAGAACUGGGCCAAAGCUGCUGCUUAUGUGACCUCCCCACCUCUGAGUCCCGACCCCACGACCCCAGACCACCUCCACACACUUCUGGCCUGUGGGGACCUGCAGGUGGUGGGCAGCGCUCACUGCGCCUACAGCACCUCUCAGAAAGCAAUCGGGAAAGACGACUUCACCUUCAUCCCAGAGGGCACCAACGGAGUGGAGGAGAGGAUGAGUUUUGUUUGGGACAAAGCUGUGGCCACGGGCAAGAUGGAUGAGAACCAGUUUGUGGCCGUCACGUCUACCAACGCCGCCAAACUCUUCAACCUGUACCCGCGUAAAGGUCGGAUAGCGGCGGGCUCCGAUGCGGACGUCGUCGUCUGGGACCCCGACAGCGCAAAAACCAUCACGUCCAAACUGCAGCAGUCGUCUUCCGAAUACAACAUCUUCGAGGGUCUGGAGUGCCGUGGGGCUCCGGCGCUGGUGCUGAGUCAGGGUCGGGCGGUGUACGAGGAAGGGAAGCUUCACGUUCAGCAGGGCGCCGGGCGCUUCAUCCCUCGCAAGCCCUUCCCGGACUUCGCCUACCAACGUUUCAAGUUCAGGGACCAGAUUCAGGACAAAGGGGUCACACGCGGGGCGUAUGAUGGGCCUGUGCACGACGUGGUUCCGACCCCGAGGUACAUCACACCUUCGCCUUCGGCCAAAACAUCGCCGACCUCGCAGCCGCCUCCGCCGGUACGCAACCUUCACCGGUCCAACUUCAGCCUAUCAGGGGCUCAGAUCGAUGACUGCGUCCCUCGCAGGUCCGGCCAUCGUAUUGUAGCACCCCCUGGUGGUCGCUCUAACAUCACCAGCCUGGGUUGAACACCUGCACACUUUUUUUUAAAUUUUCUUUUAUUUAUUUAUUUAUUUUUUUCCCCCCACGUUGCUACCAACGUAGCACCGGGGUGCUACCAACGCGUAUGAGCGAGAGUGUGAGCAUGCGUUGUGUUUCCUUUUGUAACCCUAACCUAACAUAUCUGCCUUGUGAGCACACACUCGUGACCAAUGGAAAUGCACAUAAUAUUAUUGUGAUUUACAAUCAGUAAAGUCUUGUUGAAAAUCAACAUUCACGAACUAACUCGCUUUAAGAUGGUGCACCACUUUCCCCCACUUGUAAUAUGACACGGUGUUACCUCCUUUUGAAUAGCACAACGUAAGUGUUCCCCCACACGAUGGCGCUGUUGCUACUGGCCACCGUAGCCGCAUCAUCUGCACGUGUGCAUUUGAUUCAAUAGGACUCUCAUGCAGAUCCCAUUGCAUGAACGUCCCUUGAAAUGUUACACUAUGCUUGUGCACAAUUGCAUUCAGGUUAUCUUUAUAAGCUCUGCGCACUCUUUGAUGUUCAUUUAAAAAACAAAAAACAAAAAACAAACAAAUAAAAACUCCACAAUCACACACUUUCUGCAAAGUGCAAAACUGAACCAGGCGUGAAGCCAUUGCAAUAAAUAAAUAAAAAGAUCACGCGGUAAAGAAUUGACGUGUGUUUUAGUUUUCCGCCAAUCAUUCAUGCCAGGAAUACAUUCGAUCAUUAGAGCUCUCAUUACAUUUUGAAUGGAAAAAAAAAACAACAGAAAACUUCCUUAUUUGUUGUUAUU
Messenger RNA from Phycodurus eques (leafy seadragon), 2765 nucleotides. It is a transcript of the gene crmp1, whose product is annotated as collapsin response mediator protein 1. The record is from RefSeq and is a predicted model, not a curated record. The transcript has 14 exons. Gene Ontology annotation, molecular function: hydrolase activity, acting on carbon-nitrogen (but not peptide) bonds, in cyclic amides. NCBI's taxonomy places the organism in Eukaryota, Metazoa, Chordata, Actinopteri, Syngnathiformes, Syngnathidae. The coding region runs from base 19 to 1992 and encodes 657 amino acids. Gene Ontology annotation, cellular component: cytosol; cytoplasm.